Corylus avellana is the source of this 2421-nucleotide messenger RNA. RefSeq names its product Magnesium transporter CorA-like family protein. Gene Ontology annotation, cellular component: membrane. Lineage: Eukaryota; Viridiplantae; Streptophyta; Magnoliopsida; Fagales; Betulaceae. The record is from RefSeq and is a predicted model, not a curated record. Gene Ontology annotation, molecular function: metal ion transmembrane transporter activity. Gene Ontology annotation, biological process: metal ion transport; transmembrane transport.
GCCAAGUUGCUGAUGGAUAGGAAACUUCGCACGAAAUUGAGAAUCCAUGCAGCACAUUUCCUUUCUUCUUUGUUUAUGCUCCUGAAUCCUGACAGGGUCCCAUUUCAAAAUAUUCCACUCGUUGCAAAAUUCAUAUUCGUUUGACAUUUCAAACACCGUGUUGGUCGCUCAACGACCUUCAAUAAGGCUUAAGAAAAGAGGCACUUUUGGAGUUUUGAAUAUGCAUCUUUCUAGUGAUUUGUGAUUGGGUUUGUUGAUUCUGAUGUGGGUUUAUCUUGUUUACGCCGUGGCAUGCUAACAUGUAGCCUUUCAAUGAGGUACGGCAUCUACAUAGGGGUAUUUAUGGACUGAUGAAUGUUGAAUUUUUAAUCGUGGCGCAUUCAAGGUGCGGUCUAGUGGGUUUGCAGCAAAUUUGGUGAAUGAUUUGAUUUGGUUCAAUUUGGAUUCCAGUUUUGUGUUUCCCUUGUUUUGAGACAGUUAGGUUCGAUUUGAUAUCAUCUUUGAGGUUGAAAUAUUGCAAUUGACUGUGAUCUGAAUCUAUAAUUGAUUUGAGAAAAAAGUUGAAUCAGGAUUUUCUUGAUUGGAUUGAUUUGAUAGACUUUAUUGCUGUUAUUGAAUUGACUAAUUAAGGACAAGCUGCAUUAAACUAUGGCCCUAGCUCAUGAAGAACCAACGGGAGAUAGAGAAGCAGAGGAAAUGGAAGCGCAACCUUUGGAAGACACUCCUCUCAAGGAGCCGCCUGUCUUCUGGACUCGUUUUCAGGGUGAAGUGAGACAGAAAGCCUAUAUUUUUGAUGGCUAUGGGAACUUUUUCAAUAAGGAAUGGGAUCUAGUAGAAGGUAGAGGCAAUGAGUUUUGUUGGUAUCAUGUGGAACUGCCAAAAGUAAAUCAAAAUCUGUCACAAUCUGCACAAUACCUCAUUAGUGUUCUUUGUCCACCUUUGAAACUCCAAGACAUUCUUUCACUUGUCAGCAAUGGACCCUAUUGUGGGCAUGUUGAUGGGGCUCUUGUCUUCAGAGCUAAUUCACCUGGUCCUCCCUCUAGUGAUUUUACAUUUAGAAUUGCCGCUAGAGUUACUGAGAAUUCAGUGAUUACAGUAUCAUUGGGCCGUGUUCCGAGAUUGGGCUUCUCACGGAUGGGUCAGUCUCUUCUCUCAGAGAUUCCUAGAGUGGAGAGUUCUUCUUAUCUUGGGGGUGAAGAGAAGGAAGGGAGUGGAAUUGUUAUCAGGGAGCAUGUUCUUGAGUUCUUGUUGACAAUGAAUCACUCUGAGGAGGCUGAUAAUCCUGUGCCAAAAUCUGUUUCUAAUCUUGUUGUUCACAUUCUCGACACGCAUGUGGAUCACCUUCAAGAUGUUGUGACCAAACUCGAGAUGGAGCUGGAUUCUGUGGAGCUUCAAAUGGAUAAAGGUGGUUUUGCUUUGAAGAAGCAAAUGCUAGAUGAUAGAAGAUUCCCCAAAAUGCAUCUUAAUUUGCAGCGCCUUUUGCAGGUGAUAGCACAUGGGGAGCAAGUAUUUCCACGAGUGAAAGAAAAAUGUUCUUUAAAAAGUUGGUUUGCUAGCGAAGACAUUAACUCUCUUGAAGAGUUGAUUGGACAGUUAAGGAGGCUAAAAGACAAUGUGGGGUUUAUAGCAAAUCGUGUCACUGCAAUCCAAGCUGGCCUUGAUAGCUGGCAGGCUGAGCAAAUAAACAGGAAACUGUAUUAUCUUUCAUUCCUUUCAAUAAUAUUCCUUCCUUUGUCCAUCAUUACCGGAGUGUUUGGCAUGAAUGUGGGAGGAGUUCCAUGGACAGGGCAAACGGACCAAAAGAUAAGAGAUGGUUUCCGUAAUGUCAUGCUACUCUGCGCGGGAAUGUUACUUCUGGUGCUGCUGUGCUUCUGUUUCCCUGCUCUUUAUACCCAUAUAGCUGCUUGGCACCGGAGGAGGGGUAUGAGGAAAAGCUGGUCUCUCAACAGGAAGUCAUUCCUGAAGAGAACCACAGGAAAUGGAGAAGUUCAAGAAAGAGGAGGUUACCUCCGGAUUUGAAGGGAAGAGAGAAAAUGCGUCUAUCAUCUUUGUGAACUCAUCUUCCCACCGUAAUCAAUUUGGUUUAUGCUGGUUUCCAUACGACCUUUGCAGAGGGAAGACAUCGUUCGAUAGUCCUUUGCAGUAAUAACAUCAACUCUUUCCUGGAAAUAGGAAUUGUAUUUGCCUCUUUUUCUCAAUUUAGUUGGUCACUUUUUUUUAUCUUCUUACUGAUUUUGUUUCUACAAUUGGUUUAUAGUUUCUUUCAUCUUUAGAAAGCUCUUAGCAUGUGCAGCAUUUCUUUAUUUCUUACCCCCUUUUUUCAGCACGCUUUGUGACUGUAUUCUGAGAUCAUACUAAUGAUAUAUAUACUGCUUUGUAAGUACUGUAUCACUAUCAUAUUUAUGAUAUAUAAUACUUCAA